CUCAAUAAUUUACAUUCUAUGAGGUUGCGGAUCCACUAUUGGAAACCCCGCUAAACCUACGGCUCGGCCUAGACACUUCGGUGUCUCCUUCCCCGCAUUUACAUCCCCGCAUUUCCUUCCCCGCAUGCUAGAGCUCCAAUAUUGAAAUGAAAGGUUGAAUGAGCUACGUGCUAUUUUCAUGCGAGUUAAGUGGCAUGUCCAAGAAGUAUAAGGAGCUUAACAUCCCCGCAAUGUCAGAAAGAUAUCGGUGCAUUAGAUAGAGCAACUUCUCUACAUCUCUUCCUUGUACCAUCCCUCUUGUUUCAACGACACCUUUCAACGACACCUUUCAACUUCCGGCGGCCAUUGACUGAAUUUACUAUUCUUUGCCAUGGCUUCUCAGCCCAUCAGCGAUAAGCCGACUAAUACCGCAGAGCACAACGAAUUUGGGGAGGAUGGCGAUAUCAAAGGCUCAGAUGUCGUUGCCGAUGCUGCUACUAAGGGUCAGGCCAUCACCGGCUAUGAAAAUUUGACUCCAUGGCAAACUGUAAAGCACUUUAAAAUGGCCACUGCUCUUUGCUUUGCUGCUGCCUUUAGUGCUGCAACAGACGGUUAUCAGAUCGGCAUCAACGCCAGUAUCAUCGCGAACGCGGGCUUUGUUAAGCAGUUCGCAACUGAGAAAAACGCUAAUGGUAGCCCCGCCCUCGCCUCGCCCAUUCUCAGCGGCUGGUCCUCUGUCGUAUCUGUUGGUCAGAUUAUCGGCAUGGUUGGGCUGUCCUUCUACACUGUCAAAUUCGGCAGGAAGGUCGCCAUGUAUACUUACUGGCUCAUUCUUGUGGGCUCUAUCCUUGCCGAGACACUUACCCGCAGCUGGGAGGGCUGGUUGGUCGGCAAACUUCUAGCUGGUAUUGGUGUCGGCUGUCUUCAAUCUACUAUCCCAGCAUAUAUUUCCGAGUGUGCUCCUCCUCGUAUCCGGGGUGGCUUGUUGAUGCUCUACAGCUUUUGGUGGACCCUUGGCUCUUUCUUCGCUCAGGUGGCACUAAACAGUCUUAAUGCUAGCAACCCGCACAACUACCUCAACGCCCUAUAUUCGCAAUGGGCACAGAUCGGCUUGAUGCUCACCAUUUAUCUAUUCCUCCCUGAGUCUCCCGCGUGGUGCGUCACAGCUGGGAAGAUGGAGCUCGCCAAGAAAUCCCUGUCGUACCUCAACCGGGGCGUCGAGAAUUAUAAUGUCGAUGCACAACUCGAGAUCAUUCUAUUGAACGUCGAACACGAGCGCGCUCUUGCCGUCGAGCAGCGAAGAGAAAAGUGGUACGCCAUCUUCCAAGGCGUGAACGGCAUUCGGACUGUGAUCACACUGUGGACCAACCUCACUCAGCAGUUCAUCGGCCUCUCCCUCUUCGGCACAUUUGGAACAUACUUCUUCCAACAGGCGGGUCUCAAAAAUCCUUUCAGAAUCAAGGUUAUCACGUCAUCUAUCCAGAUUGCGACCGUUAUCGUCGUAGUUCUUUGUGCUGAUAGAGUCGGCCGUCGAUAUAUCGCUUGCUGUGGUACAACACUUUCUUGGCUUGCUUGCAUCGCCGUUGGUAUUCUAGGAGUCGUACCGUCUACUAAUGCGUCAUCCUACGUUUUUAUCCUCUUCGCCUGUCUCUGGAAUGUCGGACUGGCCGCCAACGGUGCCACUGGUUGGGGCUUCAUUGGCGAAAUUUCUUCCCAGCGCCUCCGUCCUUAUACUGCAGGGUUUGGUGGCGCAGCGACCUGCGUCAUUGGCGUUGUCAUGAGCGUCCUAGUUCCGUAUAUGACUAAUAUUAACAAGUGGAAUUGGGGACUUAAGACCGCCUGGUUCUACGUUGGUGUCGGCGCGCCAUUUAUGGUCGGGAUGUGGUUCUUAAUCCCUGAGACAACAGGCCGCUCUGCUGCUGAACUAGACGAACUUUUCGAGCGAGGUAUCAAGCCAUGGCGAUUCCACAAGACGGAGACCGCAACCCAACGUGUCCUUAAAGAGCACGAGGCUGAGUAAGCAAUCGAAGAAUAGCAUACGCAUGAUCGCCUAAUGCUGCGAUAUUCAGUUUGCGGGCUGAUGUAGCUGAUUUACUCAUUAAGUAGAAUUGUGAAUACAAUGUAUUGAUUGCAC
This is a messenger RNA of Pseudogymnoascus verrucosus, 2113 nucleotides long. RefSeq lists its product as uncharacterized. Bases 371 to 1999 code for a protein of 542 amino acids. Lineage: Eukaryota; Fungi; Ascomycota; Leotiomycetes; Thelebolales; Thelebolaceae. Gene Ontology annotation, cellular component: membrane. The transcript is spliced from 4 exons. The record is from RefSeq and is a predicted model, not a curated record. Gene Ontology annotation, biological process: carbohydrate transport; transmembrane transport. Gene Ontology annotation, molecular function: carbohydrate:proton symporter activity.